Messenger RNA from Postia placenta MAD-698-R-SB12, 216 nucleotides. RefSeq lists its product as hypothetical. NCBI's taxonomy places the organism in Eukaryota, Fungi, Basidiomycota, Agaricomycetes, Polyporales, Adustoporiaceae. The record is from RefSeq and is a predicted model, not a curated record. The transcript is spliced from 2 exons. Bases 1 to 216 code for a protein of 71 amino acids.
AUGUUGAGCACCAUCCUGGUGACAAGUGUGCUUGAGAUUCUACGCAUUACCUCGGAUAGAGUUCCCGUCCAUACACGUACAAUACACGCCAGUCUACACAGUGUCAGGACGAAGAUCACGAGGUCGCAAAAGAGCUCAGUUCCCCAGGCACCGCAAAGCCUUGAUCAAGAUAAAGCGUCGAGUAAAGUCAAUGAGGCGCAGAGGAGCAUACGAUAG